AUGAGCCAUCUUGAACACGACGCCGCACUAGUGAUGGGAGCCGAAGAACUCUCCAGGCUGGAGCUGCUUCCCGCUGAGCUGGUAUACAGCAUCUUAUCUCACCUUUCACCCUUUGAUCUUGUCGCUGUCUCGGCGACAUCACGCACCCUCUACACCCGUGCCAGUGCCGAUCACCUCUGGCAAGCUCUGAUUCAAGAAAACGUCCCUGGUAUCCAAGUCAGGACUCCAGCACCAUGCCGGAGCUUCAAAGCUCUCUACCGGGCCCAUGAUCCCUACUGGUACCUGCCAAAAUACAAGAUAUGGUUCGCAGAUGUCAACCUCACCGGCAGACUCAUCAUCGUCCGCUACGACCCCCGAAGGGGCUGCAUCGAAGGCUACCAACUCGUCGCCGCAAACCGAAGUCGCACCUUUCAACCCUGGGAAGCCAACCGCGACGUCUCGAUUCACCACUUUGACCCUGUCGUUCAACUUCACAUGGACAAGACCCUGAUCCAGCUGGACGCCGUCGACUCUGCCGACUCUCUUGCCUUCGACUCGGACAGUCCGGCUUGGGCCCGUUUCAACACCAUCAACCUCCGCCUUGUCCGUUCUCGCACCUCCUCGAUGGAAGGUAACUUCUCUCGCUCACCCUCCCCAGCUUCAAUCGCUCCGCCUAAACCCUCACGUCUCUUCUCUGAGCGUCAAAUGCAGAAUUACACCGACUCGAUGUAUGCAACCAUCUUCCACACCCGCGUCCUUUCCUCCGACGAGAUCGCCUUCUGCGCCUCCCCCAAGUUUCCCUACGGCUUCAUCUGGCCACCCCCCGCCAUCCCCUCGGGCCACCGCGUCUUCGGAACAGCCGCCAAGCUCUCCAGUGGACAGCACUUCAAACCAGAGACCCGCCCCUCCUCCCGUUCCGACCUCUCCGACAAGGCCUUUGUGAUCAAGACAUGGCUUGCCACGCGCAUCCCCGGCCGAGCUGUUUACAAUAUGUCCGUCAUCGCAGAUCCGUUAACCGUAAGCAUGAGGAACCUGCCCCUUGCCGUCCGGGGAGACGACGCCGUAGACGACGCCCUAGACGACGACGUCUCAAUCCGGAUGCAGAUAGGGCAGGAACUCGCUACUUAUGCCACACUGGACCCGAAACUGUACACCCCGACAAAAGAAAAGCCGUUUAGGGGGAUCUGGGUAGGGGAUUACUCGGGUCACGGGUGUGAAUUUCUUCUUGUCACGCAACCAGAUGAUGAGACGCCUUUUGAUGCCGAGAGUAUCCAACCCCGUGAGCAAGAGUCACCCGACGAGUUUGAGAAGCGAAAACACGACGAAACUGUCUAUCGUGGUCCGCUGGAGGCGGUUAAACUUACGGGUGACCCUAACGUUCCCCGAGGGGAGGUGACCUUUCGAGUUGCGGACCUAGGAGAAAGGGGGCUCGUCAAUAUCUGCCAAUAUGAACCGUUUGAGGGGGUGAGGAUUGUGAAGAGCAAGGGACAUGUGGGCUCGACGGGAUUUGUCAAUGAUAGCUUUAUUGAGUCGCAGUUGUUGUUGAUCAGCCACGAUAGGCUGGCGCAGUAUUGGUCUGAGUUUGGCCAUGUGAGUUUCCUUCAGAGGGUGGAUAUUGAUGGGUUUUUGGCCCCGGCGUAG
This is a messenger RNA of Podospora pseudopauciseta, 1620 nucleotides long. RefSeq lists its product as uncharacterized. Bases 1 to 1620 code for a protein of 539 amino acids. Gene Ontology annotation, molecular function: protein binding. The record is from RefSeq and is a predicted model, not a curated record. NCBI's taxonomy places the organism in Eukaryota, Fungi, Ascomycota, Sordariomycetes, Sordariales, Podosporaceae. The transcript is spliced from 2 exons.